Molecule: messenger RNA, 9318 nt
Organism: Dictyostelium purpureum
Lineage: Eukaryota; Evosea; Eumycetozoa; Dictyosteliales; Dictyosteliaceae
Exons: 6
Coding region: 1-9270 (3089 amino acids)
Biological process (GO): calcium ion transmembrane transport
Cellular component (GO): membrane; endoplasmic reticulum
Molecular function (GO): inositol 1,4,5-trisphosphate-gated calcium channel activity; inositol 1,4,5 trisphosphate binding
Source: RefSeq, a predicted model, not a curated record
AUGGAAGAAAGUAAAAUAAAUUUAAAAACUGGUGAUUUGGUAACAUUUUUUUCAGAGCAAGAAGAAGAAGAUGGGUAUUUUUGCAAAGAGCACGACAAUGCAAUAUUAAGUUCAAAUAAAUCCAAAGACUGUGUUUUCAAAAUUUAUCCUUUCACACAAUAUACAGCAAGAAAAGCUUUAAAAAAGAAAGCCAAAAAGAAAUUACAGCAACAACAGCAACAGCAACAAUCCAAUAACGAUUUAAAAGAUAAUAAUAUAUUUAAGCAAGAUAAACAGGAUAAACAGGAUAAAGAUAAUAAUAAUAAUACAGAGAUAUCCGAUUUAGAAUUAAAGCAAUUAGAAGAGUAUCAAGAUUUAGAAGAUGUAAAUAAUGAAUCAACGUUGAUUCAAUUAGAAGGUCGUGAUUUAGUUUAUGGCCAAAUAAUUCAAUUACAUCAACCAUCAACCAAUCAAUUUUUAUUUGCAAAAGGUGAAAAGAAAUCCCAAUCGACUCAAAUUGUAGGUUUUCGUCAAGAUGGUGAUCAAAAAUGUUAUUUUAAAAUUACACCAAGGUUUCAAAAUCUCGAUGGUUCAAAGGUAUACAGUGACGAUUUAGUAUUAUUAAGACAUGAAAAAACUGGUUUAUUUUUAAAGGAAACAAAUUCAUCUUCAAAUGGCCAGGGUGUGGAUAUUGGGUUAUCAGAGACUGGUACUUAUUGGAAAAUGUCGAUAUCUGAUGUAGAAGGUAAAUCUGGUUUGAACACUUUAAAGCAAAAUGUGCCAUUUCGUUUAUUCCACAGAGAGGGUGGCUUUGUCAAGGUCAGCAAUAACGAUAAUACAACAUUCUCUUACAACACAAAAACCCCAUCCUCUAUAAACUCAUUGUUCGAACUCGAAUUUGAAAACUUAAAUUUAAAUUCACCAAUAAUAAGAAAUCAAACCAGUAAAGAUAAACAAGAUAAACAAAAGGAUAAAGAUAAAGACAGAGAUAAGCAAAAAGAUAAGGAAAAAGAAAAGCAACAGCAAAUAUUACAGCAACAACAACAACAAUAUUUAACAUCAAACGAAGUACAUUUUAAUCAAAAUUUUUGGAUUAGGUUAGUUGGUACUAGAAAAUAUUUAUCAUUAUCAGAGGUUAUUGAGGAUCAUAAAGAAUCACCAUUAAUAGUUGUGCCCGAGGAUCAAAAAUAUUCACCAAAUUCAACUUUUUGUUUUAUUCCCAGAGAUAAAUCUUCAACUACAAACGAUGAUAUUUUAUUUGGUUCUUUUGUUAGAAUUCAAUCACAAAGCAAACUAUUUUUACAUUUUAUUUCAGAUGAAACUUUUCAUCACAAUGGAGAGUUGGUAGGAAGUAAAAAAUAUUAUAAAAAUGAUGAUUUUCAAAUUAAGCAGAUACCUAAAUCACAAUUAGAUGAUUAUAAUUUCGUACAGAGUAGAAUUUUCAAGAUUCAAAAUUAUUUAAUAAACACAAAUUCAUCAAACUCAUUAAAUUCAUCAACUAGUUCAACAGGUGCACUUUUAAAUUUAUCAUCAACAAGUGCUUUUUCAAAUCCAAAUCCUAAUGGUGGGUCCAUGGUAAUGAAUACAAAUAUGCCACAGCUAAUAUCGACUGCAACAGGUUUACCAAUUAUUCAAAAAAAGAUUACAAUUCAAGAAAUUAAAGUUAUAAUUGUUGAAUUUAUAAAGUUUUGUACACAGUCAGAGAUUGAGGAUCCAUUGGAUAGGGAGGGUACUCCAAUAAAGACUCAUCAAAAGUUACUAUCACAUCCAUCACAUUUUUUGGUCAUUUUAGAAUAUUUAAAACGUCUAUUUGAACCAUGGGAUGCCGCAUCGAUACUCUUUGUUUAUCGUUUAUUAAAACAAAUGGCAAAAUCAAAUGUCAAGAAUAGUAUUAUAAUCAAUGGCUAUUUGGACCAAAUUUCUCCACCUUCAAUACGUGAAAAGACCAUACCUUUGCAUUUUGGCGCUAUUCUUUACGAAGUAUAUAAAAAUAAUAAUAUUUUAUUGGAGGCUUUAACAGAGAAUAAGGUAUUGGAGUUUAUAGAAGUCAUCAAGGUAAAGAAAGAGCCAAAGUAUAUGGAGCUAUUAAGUGAAAUAUGUACAUGCUUUGGAAAACCUAUAGUAAAGAACCAGCAAUAUCUCUGUGAUAUUUUAUUAGAAAAAAAUUCUUCACUCCUCUUUAAUACUAGAGUGGUUGGUGCCAAUUUAGAGAUAGAAAAAGCUAAUGGUAAAUGGACCGAUAUUUCUUCGUUUGCUUUGUCAGUAGAUGAAAAGACCCAUAGAUUUUUUGAACAAACUUUAUCAUUAUAUGCAAAUGUUUCAAAAGGUAGAAAUUACAAUGGUAUCAGAUUAGUAGGUCAAAGAACUUCACACAAAGAGUGCUUAAUAGCAUUGAAAGAAGAGUCAUUGCCAUAUAGUUUAAGAGGUUGUUAUAUCAAUAUUUUAAUUCAUGUAUAUAUGGAUUGCCACCCUCAAAUCUAUGUACCACAAAUUAAUUAUAUUUGGCACCCAACAAUAUUCCAAAAAGAAAGAAUUUCUCAUUAUUUACAAUUAUAUCAACAACAGCAACAACAACAACAACAAAAUUUUAAUAAUAUAAUUUUAAACAAUAAUCCAGGUGGUACAGUUUCUCAAAGUUUUAUGCCAAAUAUAACACCAAGUUACAACAAUACUCCAACAAGUUUUAAUAUUGGCACUAAUAAUAACGUUAAUAAUAAUAAUAAUAAUAAUAAUAAUGGUGGUAAUCUAUUGCAACAAUCUACCGUUGCAACUAAUAACAACAAUAAUAACAAUAAUCAAAAUUUAAAUCAAUCAACUGCUUUAAAUUCUUUAAUAACAUCACAAACAAAUAUUAAUCAACAAAGUAAUAAUACAAAUAAUAAUACUAAUACAAAUAAUAAUGGUACAAAUAAUUCACAAGGUUCAAAUUUAUUAUUGCAAACUCAUUCAAGUAAUAAUAUUCAAACUACAAACUCAUUGUCAAUUUUUAGAGAGGAUGAAAUCUUUAGCACUUUUUCAAAUGAAAUACCUCAAGAUAUUAAAGAGCCAUCGACAACCACCCAAUUAUUAAUUAAUUUAUUAUCAAAAUCUGAAUAUUUUUCAAACAUUAAUAAUACUUUCCCAACUUCAUAUAGACCACAAUUAUCAUUUUUCCAUAAAAUUUUAAUUGCUGUUGGAUAUGCUUUCAAAUUUGGGUUUUUUAAAAAUAAAGAGAAAUUAUUAUUAAAAAGAUUAAUUUAUAUUCUAAAUUUCGAACAUGAACCAAGCCAAUCAAAUUAUAAAGAAAUCGAUUUGGGUAGAACUAUGGGUGGAUCAAGAAUGUUAGAAGAUGACUCAAUUAUUUUUGUAAAUAUAAAGAUUGAAAUUCUAAAUAUUCUCCAUUUAAUGUUAAGUCUUCAAAAAAAGAAUAUUAUGGAUGUAUUCCUUUUCGAUUUUUCAAAUAUGAAAAAAAAAAUCGAUCAACCAGACUUAGUUAAAGAUUUAUUAACAGAAAAGUUAAAGAACAACUAUCAACGUGAUGCUCAUCAAGAUCUCAAAUUGUGUAAUGACCUAUUGAAGCUUUUAAAACACGAAAAUAAUCAUCUCUCAAGCUUAUCUUUAAAUUUAUUAAAUAGAAUUUAUAAAUACCGAUCUAUUUACUCGAUGUUAUGGGGUCCAAUCCAAAAGAUUUUUAUUUUAUCAGAUGAUUUAACUGUUGAUUAUGAAGAAUCACUUCAGAGUUUGAAAAAGUUAACAGAAACUUGUUUUGUUCCAUUAUUGGAUGACAUAAAAACCAAAGACUGUUUAAAAUCAUUAUCUUAUUUCAUCAAUCUAUGUUCCGAUAAUAAUGACCCUUCAAGGGUAUUAAAAAAUCAAAAAUUAUUAAAAAAUUUAAAUACUCAUAAAACAAUUACUUCAGUUUUAAAAAUUGGUUGUUCAUUGGAUGAUUUAGUAUCUGAGCAAAAGACAUCAACAAUAUCUACUUCUACUACAAAUAAUAAUAACCCAUUGAAUCAAACUUUAACUAAUAUACCAACUAGUACAACAACUACCACAACAACAACAGACGACGAUACCAAUAAUAACAAUAACAAUAAUAGUAAUAACAAUAAUAAUAAUAAUAACCAAAUUAAUUAUAUAUUAUUAUUAAAUAAUAAUAAUGCAAAGAGUAAUAAUUCAAAUAAUUUAAAUUCUUUACAAUCAAUUUUUGUUUCAAAAAUUUUUAAAAGUUGUUAUGAAGUUUUAAAAUUGUUUUGCAGAGAUAACAGUGAAAAUCAAAAAGUAUUAUUUACAGAAAUAGAAUUUUUAAUUGGUCAUUUGAUUAGAUACGGAAAUGUUUUUGGUACAGUCGAAACAUUAAUCGAAAUAUUUAAAAACAAUUUAGAAUUAUGUGUUCAAUUUGGUAGCUCUCCAUACUUAAAGAUUCUUGUCAAUUUUAUCAUCAAUUUGUCAAUAGAGCAGUUAGAUCCAUUAUUCCUUAGAUUGUUAUCAAUAUUGAUUUUACCAGGUAAUGAUAAUAGUGUAAUUGAAAAUCAAAUUGUUAUCACCAAUUUAUUCAAAGAGAACCAUUUAAAGAUUUCAAAGCUUUUAAUUCCAAUCAAUAUUGUCAAAGAUGUAAUGAAAGAUUCAAAGCUUUUAACAAAGUAUUACAAUGUCAAUUCGAGCAAUCAAUACAAGUUACAUUUAGCUCUAAAAGAACUUUUAAAUAAAACCUUAUUGGAAUAUUUAGAUGGAGCCAAUUCAACAAACCAAACUACAAAAAGCAAUAAUAACCAACAGUCUAACCAACAGUCCAACCAACAGUCCAACCAACAGUCUAACCAACAGUCUAGCCAACAGUCUAACCAACAGUCUAACCAACAGUCCAACCAACAGUCCAACCAACAAUCUAACCAACAGUCUAACCAACAGUCUAACCAACAGUCUAACCAACAGUCCAACCAACAGUCCAACCAACAAUCUAACCAACCAAAAUUAAUUAGAUCCGAAGCAAAAGCUCAAAUUUUAAAUUCAUCUGUAGAAACUUUACCCAAAGAAUUUGUCAUCAACUUGGAAUUAAUUUUAUUAUUAAAAUCUUGUUCACAUGGUAAAAAUACACCCACUGAAGUAAUUUGCAGAGAGUUCCUCACAAUGUCAGAAUGUUUUGAUGUAUUGGUGGUUAGAUCCGAUGGUAAUGGCAGAGAAAAUAGUUCAAUGAUGGUCCACGAAAGUACAAAUGAAUAUUUAGAAAAUAAUCUAUUAUUUAGAUUCAAGUCUGCUUAUUUAUCAUUCCUUCAUGAAGUUUUCUUUAAUUCAGAUACACUCAAAGGGGAUUUAUUGGCAUUACAACUAAAUCAAGAUUUAUGGAGUCUAAUUGAUCAGUUUACCAAUCAAUUAAACCAGUUGUACAUUUCAUAUAUUAAGAAUCAUUUAGGUCUAGUUUAUUUUAUUCAAAUGUCUAGAAACAUUAUAUUGCCAAUGCUAUCAAUUUUAGAACGUUUCUAUUCACAGUGUUUCUAUUUCGACAAAGCAACCCAAACUCAUCUACAGUACAGCGGUAGAUUGAUGGCCACACUUAUGAAGCUAUAUUGUGUAGAUCCAUCAAUAGCCAUACCAUUUACAUCACAAGCUACCUCAAGAUACCAAUCUGCUGCUAAUUUAUCAUUAAAUCAAAAUAAUGAUGAUUCUAUAAGUAUUGGUGGUUUACAUCCAAUAAUUCAAGAUUUAGAAAUUGAAGAGAAAAUUUCAAUUUUUUCAAAUUUAACCAAAUGUUUGAAGGCCAUGGAUCGUUCGGCAUUAUCACCUGUAACCUCGCCAAAUGUUUCAAUUUUAUCAAUCACCGAAGUUAUUGAUGGUUGUGAAAAAGUUAUUAAAAAUUUAGAAGGAAGCACCAAUCUAAAAUGGAACGGUCCAGCUAACAGAGUUAGAUCCGAAACCAUUGACUCUUCAUCAUCCACUUCGCCAUCAUCUUCGCCAAUUAUGAAAUCUAGUUAUAAAUUUUUAUCAAAUAACAACAGCCAACACUAUCAAGAGAAUAAUUUUGUCAAGUUAUCAAAGAUAAGAGGAUAUACAGAAAUUGCUCAAAUGAUUAACCAAUCGAUUCCAUUUACCCCACAUUUAAAAUCACGUAACAAUUCUCUUAAUUUCGAUUUUAUAAACCAAAAUCAAAUGAAUAAUUCAAAUAUUGCUAGCAGUAGUCGUGACAAUAGCUUUGGUAAUAGUUUAGGAGGUGCCAAUAACGGUUCAGGUACAACUAAAAAGAAUUUCUUUACUAUGAAGUUAAAUUUCCAACAACAGCAGCAACAAAUUAAUAUUAAUAAUCAACAAUCUAUAAACCAACAAUUUUUAAUUCAACAACAACAGCAACAGCAAUUACAACAACAAAUUAAUAUUAACAACCAACAAUCGAUUAACCACCAAAUACAACAACCCCACCAACUCCAGCAAGCUUCAUUCAAUGAUAAAUCUAUUAAUUAUUUAGAGAUUCUAGUUUUCCAAUUAAGAAAUUCAUUGUACGAUAAUGAUAAAAUGAAAUUAAAUUGUAUAAGAAUUUUACUAUCUCUAUUGUUUAUCAACAAAGAAAGAAAGAGAAUUAUUCAAAAUAUUAUGGCAGAUCUUUAUUGUCAUCCAGCAGUCAUUGGUCUUUUAUCAUCAAAUAAUACAGAAAUUUCAUUUGAAGCAUUGGCAUUGUUAUUAGCUUUGUUGGAUGAUAGUGUCUCCACCGAUAAUCCAACACCAAACUAUAAGGUCAAAGACGAUAUUCAAAGUCAUUUCUCAUCAUCACCAGAUAUUCAAUUCUUUAGAGAUAUUUUCAAUAUGGUAGAGCGUGCUAAAAUUAACUUAAAAGAUACCAAGAGAAAUAUUCAUCGUUUCGAAACAAAUAAAUUUGGUGGUGCUAAUAUUAGUGGCGCUAUUUCAUCCUCAACAAAGAACCGUUCAGUUGGUAUUAACAAUAAUAUCAAGAACCAUAAUGUUUUAGUAGAAUCAAACCCAUAUGCCACAGAGUUCCAAUUACUAUCAAAUAUCUUUAGAGUUUUACAAUUGUUAUGCCAAGGUGGUUCAUCAAAUAUUUUCAAAAAGAACAUUCGUUCUCAACCAGACAAUUAUAAAUCAUAUGAUAUCUUGAAAGAGUUAUGCCAAUUUUUAAAAAUCCUUGAAACAAUUGUAUCAAUUGAUAAAGAAUCUAUUGAAUUGGGUUUAAGAUUUUUCUCAUGUAUGAAAGAAAUUGUUAAAAAUACUCCAGAGAACCAAAUUGCAGUCACCAACGUUCAAGUAUGUAAAGCCGUAUGCAACAUCUUAAGGAAAGGAACUGAUCCAACCAAAGAAUUGAAAGAGUCCAAAUAUCUAGAUCUCAAGAUUGAAGUGGUCGAUUUCUUAUUACAUGUCAUUGACAAAGAGGAUCCAAGAGUUAUCAGUAAAUUAAUUCCAGAAUUGGAUUAUAGCGUUAUCGAGUUUAAUACUAAAUUAAUUUCACAACGUUCAAAUAAUGAAAUUAAUGAGAAAUCAAUUAAAUUGGCUUCAAUGUCUUUUAGAUUAAUUAAAAUUUUAGCAGAUAAUGACAAAUCCCAAAAUCGUAAAUUGGUAGAAUGUUUAUUAAAAUGUGGUGAACAUUGCAAAUCUAGAAUUGGUAGAGUAGAAUUAUUUUAUAAAGACAAGUUAGAGCGUAUUUAUUUCCCAAUUCCAAAUUAUUCAAGAAGAUUAAUUUUAGAAGAUAAAGAACAAUCAAAAAUCAAAUCUGAUGAAAAUUUAUUACAAGAAAACUUGGAAGAGCAUUUCAUUAAUAAUAAAAUUAGUUGGAAUAAAGCAACCGAGAAAUUAGAUGCAUUCAUUGAUUGGUCCGAAUAUAAACUAAUUGAAUUGGAACAUAUUCAUAAAUUAAAAUCAAAUUCUUUGUCAUAUUUAUUGGUAUCUCAUAGUGAUAAAUUUAAAUUUUUAUCAUUCUUUUUGGCUUUGGUAAUAAAUUUAUUAUUAAUUAUAUUUUCAAAAGGAAAUACAAGAUUAAACGAUUUCAAGGAUGAAUUUGGUACUACCGAAUGGUUUUCUGCAUUUUUACCAAUAGCAGUUUUACAAACUAUAUUUUGUAUAUUAUCUUGUAUUGGUUUCUUUUUAAGAAAAGGGCCUGUGCUCUUAUAUCAAAAUUGGGUUAGUUAUCUAAAAUAUCAUGGUCAUCAAAAAAAUUAUAUGUUUUUUACAAAUGAUAAAAGAAUGGAAUCGCUAAGACAAAUUUUUAAAUAUAAAUUUAUACUAUUAAAUAUUAAAUUUAUACUGGUAGAUUUAAAAUCACUUUAUAAUAUUUUAUCAGUAAUUUGUUCAAUAUUUGGUUUGGUAAUUAGUCCAUACUUUUUCGCUUUCCAUAUCUUCCAAUUCAGUUUAAAUACAAAAGCCUUGUCGUUGGUUAUUAAAGCAAUUACAUUAAACAAAAAGUCGUUAAUUGUAAUGGGUAUAUUUAUUUUACAGGCCACAUAUUUAUUAUCAAUUUUUUCAUUUGUUUAUUUCCAAGAUAAAUAUAGAAUUGGAGUAUCAGAUACCGACAAAGAAGUAUUCAUUUGUGAUACAUUAUUACAAUGUUUCAUCAGUAAUCUUUACUAUGGUGUACCAUCCAGUGGUCAAUUAAUUCAAUUUUUAAAAUUCGAUCCACCAUAUAUUCCACCAACCAAAGACGACGCCUCUACUUCAAUUGGUUCCGAAUCGGGUCCAACUGGUACAUAUUCCCCAUCUGAUAUGUCACAAUCCAAUGGCGAUACUUUAUUCUCUACAAAUGCCCAAUCUGCUAGAGUUAUAGGCUGGACCGUUUACAACAUUGUAUUUUACGUAAUUGUAACAUUAAUUCUUUUAAAUGUAAUUCUAGGUAUUAUUGUCGAUACAUUUGGUCAAUUGCGUGAUCAAAGAGCCGAAACAGAAGAAUAUAAAAACAAUGUUUGCUUUAUUUGUUCUAUUGAAAGAGAGUAUUUCCAAAAGAAGUCAAUCGAUUUUAGCAAGCAUAUAGAAGAUGAUCACAAUAAAUGGCAUUAUUUAUACUUUUUCGCUUAUCUUAAGGAACGUAUUACAAACAACCAAUUAAACCAACUAAGUGAAAUGGAAUAUAGUGUUGCUGAAGGUAUUACCAACCGUAGUUAUAUAUCUUAUUUCCCCGAUGAGAUGGCAAUGUCUUUACAAGGUAUAGAAAAUGAAAGAAAAAAAUCAGAUCCAGUGGACCAAUUUUCAAAAUCGUUUGAUGAUGUUGAAAAACGUAUCACCUUAAAUGUUUCAAAUCAAUUUAAUCAAUCAAUAGCUUUAUUAAUAGACGAAAUUAAAAAUUUAAGACAACAAGUUUCAGAUUUAAAACAACAAUAAUAGUGAUAAUAAAUUUCACAUAUAAAUAAAAAAAACUUUAUAUUUAUU